GCCUUUCUGUCGGUUUUCUGGGCACCCAAGCUGCAGACCUGCAGACCGCGCCCAGGCUGGGCCGCGGUGAGCGCUCCUUUCCAGCAUGUUGCGGCGGGGCAGCCAGGUGCUCCGGCGCUUCUCCACCAGCCAGAUUUAUUUCAAGAACAAGCUGAAGCUGGCACUUAUAGGCCAGAGCCUCUUUGGACAGGAAGUCUACAGCCAUCUCUGCAAAGAGGGCCACCGAGUCGUGGGGGUGUUCACUGUCCCAGACAAGGAUGGAAAAGCUGACCCACUGGCUUUGGCUGCAGAGAAAGAUGGGACCCCUGUGUUCAAAUUCCCUCGAUGGAGAGUCAAGGGCAAGACCAUUAAAGAGGUGGCAGAGGCCUAUAGAUCCGUGGGCGCCGAGCUGAACGUGCUUCCCUUCUGCACGCAGUUCAUCCCCAUGGAUGUAAUUGACAGCCCAAAGCACGGUUCUAUCAUUUACCACCCGUCCAUCCUGCCCAGGCACAGAGGAGCCUCUGCUAUCAACUGGACUUUAAUAAUGGGUGAUAAGAAAGCUGGAUUUUCUGUUUUCUGGGCUGAUGAUGGUUUAGAUACAGGACCCAUACUUCUUCAGAGAUCAUGUGAUGUCAAACCCAAUGACACGGUGGAUGCACUUUAUAAUCGAUUUCUUUUUCCAGAAGGAAUCAAAGCCAUGGUCGAGGCCGUCCAACUCAUAGCUGAUGGAAAAGCUCCUCGUGUUCCCCAGCCAGUAGAAGGGGCAACAUAUGAAGGUAUCCAGAAAAAGGAAAAUGCCGAGAUUUCUUGGGAUCAGCCUGCCGAAGUUUUGCAUAACUGGAUCCGAGGUCAUGAUAAAGUCCCUGGAGCUUGGACGGAGAUAAAUGGACAGAUGGUCACUUUCUACGGCUCCUCAUUACUGAAUAGUUCUGUGCCUCCCGGAGAGCCACUAGAAAUGAAAGGUGCCAAGAAGCCUGGUCUUGUUACCAAACAUGGACUUGUUCUUUUCGGUAAUGAUGGAAAAGCACUGAUGGUAAGAAACCUGCAGUUCGAAGAUGGAAAAAUGAUUCCUGCCUCUCAGUACUUUACAGCGAGUGAGAUGUCAGCCGUCGAACUUACAGCUGAAGAGGUGAAGGUCGCAGAGACCAUCAAGAUGAUCUGGGCUGGAAUUUUAAGCAAUGUUCCUAUUAUUGAAGACUCAACAGAUUUUUUUAAAUCUGGAGCAAGCUCAAUGGAUGUUGCCAGGCUGGUUGAAGAGAUCAGACAGAAAUGUGGUGGGCUUCAGUUACAGAAUGAAGAUGUCUACAUGGCCACCAAGUUUGACGACUUCAUCCAAAAGGUUGUGAGGAAACUGAGAGGAGAAGAUCAAGAAGCAGAGUUGGUGGUGGAUUACGUGUCAAAGGAGGUCAAUGAAAUGACAGUAAAAAUGCCAUAUCAGUGCUUCAUAAAUGGGCAGUUCAUAGAUGCGGAUGAUGGGAAGACCUAUGACACUGUCAACCCAACUGAUGGAUCUACAAUAUGCAAAGUAUCCUAUGCUUCUCUGGUGGAUGUUGAUAAAGCAGUAGCUGCAGCAAAAGAUGCUUUUGAAAACGGAGAAUGGGGAAGAAUGAAUGCACGAGAAAGAGGAAGGCUGAUGUACAGACUUGCAGACCUACUGGAAGAGAACCAAGAGGAGCUGGCAACCAUUGAAGCCCUUGAUUCAGGGGCUGUCUAUACUUUGGCUCUGAAGACUCACAUUGGAAUGUCUGUGCAAACAUUCAGAUAUUUUGCUGGCUGGUGUGACAAAAUUCAGGGUUCUACAAUUCCAAUCAACCAGGCACGUCCAAAUCGCAAUCUGACCUUUACCAAGAAGGAGCCACUUGGAGUCUGUGCCAUUAUCAUUCCCUGGAAUUACCCUCUGAUGAUGCUGGCGUGGAAGAGUGCUGCAUGUCUGGCAGCAGGCAAUACCUUAGUGCUCAAGCCAGCACAGGUCACACCCCUGACUGCUUUGAAGUUUGCAGAGCUCUCUGUGAGAGCCGGCUUUCCUAAAGGGGUAAUCAACAUCAUUCCAGGCUCAGGUGGCAUAGCAGGACAACGCCUCUCUGAACAUCCUGACAUUCGCAAACUUGGGUUCACUGGUUCCACCCCUAUUGGUAAACAGAUCAUGAAGAGCUGUGCUGUGAGCAACUUGAAGAAAGUUUCCCUUGAGCUUGGUGGCAAAUCCCCGCUUAUAAUAUUUAAUGACUGUGAACUUGACAAGGCUGUGCGAAUGGGCAUGGGAGCAGUGUUUUUCAACAAAGGAGAGAACUGUAUUGCAGCUGGGCGGUUGUUCGUGGAAGAGUCCAUUCACGAUGUCUUUGUGACUAGAGUGGUAGAAGAAAUUAAAAAGAUGAAAAUUGGUGAUCCACUUGACAGAUCUACCGACCAUGGGCCCCAAAAUCAUAAAGCCCAUCUGGAAAAACUGCUGCAAUACUGUGAAGCUGGAGUGAAAGAGGGGGCCACUUUGGUGUAUGGGGGAAGGCAAGUCCAAAGGCCAGGCUUUUUUAUGGAACCAACAGUGUUCACAGGUGUGGAGGACCACAUGUACCUUGCCAAAGAGGAAUCCUUUGGGCCUAUUAUGGUGAUUUCUAAAUUCCAAAAUGGGGACAUCGAUGGAGUGUUGCGGCGAGCAAAUGACACAGAGUAUGGUUUGGCCUCGGGGGUUUUCACGAAAGACAUAAACAAAGCUAUGUAUGUGAGUGAAAAACUAGAAGCAGGAACUGUUUUUAUUAACACAUACAACAAGACGGAUGUGGCAGCCCCGUUUGGCGGAGUUAAACAAUCUGGCUUUGGAAAAGACUUAGGUGAGGAAGCUCUAAAUGAAUACCUCAAAACCAAGACGGUUACACUAGAGUAUUAGAGCAAGGCCUUCAUCAGGAAACCCUCAUGGGUGGCACCACUUUCGACACCUGAUCUCGAAACCUGGGCAUGCUGAGGAAGACGCAUCAGCUCUGGGCCAAGAAAGAACACGUGGACCAUGAAGACCAUCAGGCCACAUGCCUAAGCAUUUACACCCGUGCCUCAGUAUUUUCUAAUACAUCUUUUAUACCUUA
This is a messenger RNA of Tupaia belangeri chinensis (Chinese tree shrew), 3050 nucleotides long. It is a transcript of the gene ALDH1L2, whose product is annotated as aldehyde dehydrogenase 1 family member L2. The transcript has 23 exons. The coding region runs from base 86 to 2857 and encodes 923 amino acids. Gene Ontology annotation, cellular component: cytoplasm. Gene Ontology annotation, molecular function: formyltetrahydrofolate dehydrogenase activity; oxidoreductase activity, acting on the aldehyde or oxo group of donors, NAD or NADP as acceptor. Gene Ontology annotation, biological process: one-carbon metabolic process; biosynthetic process; 10-formyltetrahydrofolate catabolic process. NCBI's taxonomy places the organism in Eukaryota, Metazoa, Chordata, Mammalia, Scandentia, Tupaiidae. The record is from RefSeq and is a predicted model, not a curated record.